Molecule: messenger RNA, 2642 nt
Organism: Caretta caretta (loggerhead turtle)
Lineage: Eukaryota; Metazoa; Chordata; Testudines; Cheloniidae
Molecular function (GO): zinc ion binding
Source: RefSeq, a predicted model, not a curated record
AAAGCGAAAGGGAAAGCGUGUCUGUGCUCCCGGCAGCCUGCGAUGGCGUCGGAGCAGUGGCGGGCGCUGGCCGCGCAGUUCCAGGUGAUCUGCCGCCCCGGGGGGCCCCCAGGUGCGGGGCCCCCCGGGGCGCUGCGAGGCCCGGUGUCCUGUGGGCACUGGGUGAGCGCGGCCGGGCUGCGGGGAUGGGUGCGGGCGCUGCUGGACCAGGGCAUCACCUCAUUCCGCUGCCCACGCUGCCCGGACACCCCUUGGCUCUGGCAGGAGCUGUGCAAACUCAGGCUCUUCUCGGACGAGGACCAGGCCACGCUGGAGGCCCAAAUCCUGGCGCAGGAGGGCGCCAGGGGCAGCUACCGCCAGUGCCCGAGCUGCCAGCACCUCGUCCAGCGCCUGGACCCCGGGACCCUGCGCACCCCCUGCCUGCCCUGCUCCCAGCGGGCCGGGGGGCUGUUCUGCUUCUGCUGGGGUUGCCGCAGGGAAUGGAGGGACCCCUCAUCCCAUGCUGACUCGCGCUGCCCCCUACAGGCCGCGCUGCACGACGCCCCCAAGAUCCAGGCCCCACGAUCGUCCAUCCACGGCUGCCCCUCGCUGCGGGCCUGCCCCGGUUGCAACGCCCUCCUGAGCCACACCACACAGGGCUGCCCCAUGGUGGUCUGCCCUGAAUGCAGGUGUUGUUUCUGCUACCGCUGUCUGCGGCCGUACAGGGGACACCAGCCUCCCUGCCCCAUCGCUGACCCGCAGCUGGUCUGCGAGGGUGGGGUGGGGCUGCGGUCAUCCCAACUCCCAGGGGCAGCCCUGUAGUGCCUGGCGUCAUGAGCUGGAGCCAGGGGCUUUGGAGAGGAGGGAUCUGAGACAAGAGGGGGCUGCUUUGACUCCCCUCCCAGGGCUGCCAGGACCCCAGGCAUCGGGGGCAGGGGCUUCCUCUCCCUCCCUCAGUGCAGCGCCUGGCACAGCGAGGUCCCCGCGUGGCUGGGGCAUUUAGGUGCCACCACAACGUAAUGGAAUUGUGUAAGGUAAUUGUGUGUCUGAAUGAGUGACUCAAAUCGGCAAUGAAUGGACAGGGGGUGGACGAGGGGCCUUGAGUCUCUUCUAAUAUUACCAUUAAAGGAAGGAAAUUCCAAAGCUAAAAUCUUUGAUGUGAUUGGAUAAUGGUUAAAGUAUCAGUCAUUGACAUGUAUGACAGAGAGAGAGAUGUGGAUAUAUGAGGAUGGAUAGAUGGGUACGGGGGAUGUAUAGACAGAUACUAAAUUACAACAAAAACUAAGGAAAUUCCCAGCCAAUACCCUUCUGACAGGGGCUGCAAUUGUUAAGUCCCUGGGAGCCGCAGCAGUAGGAUAUAGAGAGCUAGUCCCCUUUCCCUGGGGCAGACCUCAGUCUGUAAUAGCCACUCAUCACUGGCAAGGGGGAAGGACCAGCUGCCUCUGCAGCCCCAGUACCUCCUUAGGCCUUAACAAGGCCUCAGCCUGGAGAGUUACCAGGCUGGAGCUCCCCAGUGCCCCUUGCCCUUGCCCUUGCCCUUGCCCUUGCCCUUGCCCUUGCCCUGCAGCCAGGUCCUUCCCACUCCCAGGCUGAAAUGAGACUAACCCAGGUCUUCCCUUAGCCCUUCUUAUACUGGCCCAGCCAGGCCCUGAUCGGCUGCCUCAAGCCCGCUCAUGAUUGGCUCCCUGGGGCAGCCCUUUCCCAGGGCUGUUUUAACCCCUUCCAAACCGGAGCGGGGUGACCUCCCCACUACAACUACAAAAGAUAGGUGUUAAGUGAUUAUAAGUAGUAGGCAAAAAGAGUGGUUACCAAAAUAAAAUAAAAUUUAAGCAUGCAGUCCAAAUUCUCAACCCGAUUAGACUGGGCAACAACUAGGUUAAGCAGUUUUUCUCACCACACUGGAUAUUGCAGUCCUUAAUAUACAGGUUUGUCCCUUAAACCUGGGCCAGUCUCCUUUGUUGGAGUCUUCAGUCUUCUGAUCGUUCUUGUUGCUUGCAGUGUAGGUGGGGGCAGGAGAAAGGCCGAGCGUGGGGCCCCUGGGUUCUAUACCCUCAGUCCCAUGUGCUUGGGGAACAUGAGUCCAGGCAUGUCUGGGGGGCAUUGCUGAGUCCCCAGCAAGGUUGAGCAAUUCCCCUGGUGUGGCCUCACGCAGGUGAGUCAUUGCAUCCUAGCUCCCUUGCUGGACAGUGGCUGUUAAUGGUUGUUUUGACACCCCGCCUGGGCGUUGGUUACUUUCCUGGCUGUUGUCUCUGGGGAGCUAAUAUCUGUCUGAUUCCCCAAUUUACAGCAUGCUUUAGGGACCACCAUACAACACAAUUCUCAUAACUUCAUAUGCACUAAAGAUAUGAAUAUUUAGAUGGAACAGUGGGUUUCAGCAGUUCCUAAUCUUUCCCCUGAUACCUCACAUGGCCUGCUUUAUGUGCAAUAUCAUAGUUAAGUACAAUUGAGGAAUAUGGGGGUUACAUGGCGCUCCCCCAAGGUACAGAAUGUCACAGGAUGUUUGUAAAAAAUUGAGACAAAUAGAGGGAAAACAAUCUCACUUUUUACCGCUCCCUGUUUUUCCAGUAGAAAAAAAAAGGGGGGUUAAAAAGUAAAAGAAAGUGUGACGAACCUCCCCCCCACCACACACAGACUCGCUUUUUCUUUUUUUCUUUCUUUCACUG